Zygosaccharomyces rouxii is the source of this 2787-nucleotide messenger RNA. It is a transcript of the gene MCM4, whose product is annotated as MCM DNA helicase complex subunit MCM4. The transcript has a single exon. Gene Ontology annotation, molecular function: single-stranded DNA binding; ATP binding; single-stranded DNA helicase activity. Gene Ontology annotation, cellular component: nucleus; MCM complex. Gene Ontology annotation, biological process: DNA replication; mitotic DNA replication initiation; double-strand break repair via break-induced replication. Lineage: Eukaryota; Fungi; Ascomycota; Saccharomycetes; Saccharomycetales; Saccharomycetaceae. Bases 1 to 2787 code for a protein of 928 amino acids. The record is from RefSeq and is a predicted model, not a curated record.
AUGUCUGACCAGCCUAGCUCGCCUGCACAUCAUUCAGAUCAAAUACCUCCUGAAUCUUCUUCACCUGCACCCAAUCCAGCCUCAGAAAUUGGAAGACCCUCUUCACCUGCACAACCAUCGUCUCCGGCACUCUUUUAUCAUACAUCUUCAUCAGCCCAGGAUACUUUUGGACAGGAUGGGUCUCAGAGUCAAAAUGGUCGGGUUGGUGCAGCAAUGGGUUCAUCACCUUUCAAAUACCCAUCAUCUCAAAAUCAAUCAUCUGACAAUUACCCAUCACAAGCGAGAAAUGAUCCUAGGAUCACUUCUACAUACUCCAAUAGGAGUGAUCGAUUAAUGCCCGCCUCCACGUCAUCACAAGGUAGUCGACAUGGUCACAGAGCUAUGAUGAGAAGAAAUGAUAUUCAUGCCUCCGACCUUUCUUCGCCCAGAAGAUUUAUAGAGUUUGAUCACCCAUCUCAUAUGUCUACUUCUUCUUCAUCGUCAGCGCCUCCUUCAGAAGCUGGUGGUGAACCUUUAAGAAUUAUUUGGGGUACAAAUGUGAGUAUUCAAGAAUGUGCCAAUAAUUUUCGUAAUUUCUUAAUGUCAUUUCAAUACAAGUACAGAAAGGCGUUAGAUGGCAGAGAACAAUUCAUCGACGAUACUACAGAUGAGGAAUCCUACUACGUGAGGCAAUUGACUGAGAUGAGGGAACUGGGAACCACUAAUCUAAAUUUGGACGCCAGAAAUCUACUUGCGUAUAAACCUACAGAAGAACUUUACCACCAACUUUUAAACUACCCUCAAGAAGUCAUUUCCAUUAUGGAUCAAACUAUAAAGGAUUGUAUGGUUUCCUUAGUCGUUGAUAAUAAUAUUGAUUACGAUUUGGAUGAUAUAGAGACCAAACUAUACAAAGUUAGACCUUAUAACGUGGAGACCCAGAAAGGUAUGCGUGAAUUGAACCCUAACGAUAUUGACAAGUUGAUCAGUUUGAAAGGACUUGUGCUAAGAUGUACUGCGGUGAUUCCUGAUAUGAAGGUCGCUUUUUUCAAAUGUAAUGUAUGUGAUCAUACAAUGGCAGUAGAAAUUGAUAGAGGGGUUAUUCAAGAACCUGCUAGAUGUGAACGUGUGGAUUGUAACGAACCUAACUCCAUGUCACUAAUACAUAAUAGAUGUUCCUUUGCAGAUAAACAGGUUAUCAAAUUACAAGAAACACCGGAUUUGGUCCCUGAUGGUCAAACCCCACACUCAGUGUCAUUAUGUGUUUAUGACGAGCUAGUUGAUUCUUGCCGAGCAGGUGACAGAAUUGAAGCUACUGGUACUUUCAGAUCAAUCCCAAUGAGGGUAAACCCUAGACAAAGAGUUCUCAAAUCGCUCUAUAAGACCUAUGUCGAUGUGGUUCAUAUUAAAAAAGUAUCAGAUAAAAGACUCGGUGUCGAUACUUCGACAGUAGAACAAGAAUUGUUACAGAACAAGAUGAAUCAUAGUGAAGUAGAAGAGACUAGACGGGUUACAGAUCAAGAUAUUGCAAAAAUUCGUGAAGUGGCCCAAAGGGAAGAUUUGUAUGAAGUGCUGGCACGUUCAAUUGCUCCAAGUAUUUUCGAAUUAGAUGAUGUUAAAAAGGGAAUUCUUUUACAGUUGUUUGGGGGUGCGAACAAGACAUUCGCCAAAGGUGGUCGCUAUAGAGGUGAUAUUAACGUUUUGUUAUGUGGUGAUCCAUCGACUUCUAAAUCUCAAAUUUUACAGUACGUGCACAAGAUUGCUCCCCGUGGUGUUUACACAUCAGGUAAGGGUUCAUCUGCUGUUGGUUUAACCGCAUAUGUAACUAGAGACGUUGACACAAAGCAAUUGGUCUUGGAGAGUGGUGCCCUUGUCCUGUCCGAUGGAGGUGUGUGCUGUAUUGAUGAAUUCGAUAAGAUGAGCGACUCUACAAGAUCUGUUUUACACGAAGUAAUGGAACAACAGACAAUUUCUGUUGCGAAGGCUGGUAUCAUUACAACCUUAAAUGCAAGAGCCUCCAUCUUAGCGAGUGCUAACCCAAUAGGUUCUAGGUACAACCCCAAUUUACCUGUUACCGAAAAUAUAGACUUACCACCACCAUUGCUAUCGAGAUUCGACCUGGUAUAUUUGGUUUUGGAUAAAGUUGAUGAAAACAUGGAUAGGGAAUUGGCUAAACAUUUGACAAGUCUUUAUUUGGAAGAUAGACCCCAGAACGCAUCCAAUGAUGAUGUUUUAUCAAUUGAAUUUUUAACGAUGUACAUCAAUUACGCUAAGGAAAAUAUCAACCCUACGAUUACAAAAGACGCCAAGACUGAAUUGGUCAGAGCAUAUGUCGGGAUGAGAAAGAUCGGUGACGAUUCGAGAUCUGAUGAGAAGAGAAUCACUGCAACGACAAGACAAUUGGAAAGUAUGAUUCGUCUGGCGGAGGCACACGCUAAGAUGAGACUUUCUAACGCAGUAGAAAUUGAUGACGUGCAGGAAGCCAUCAGAUUGAUUAGAUCUGCCAUCAAGGAUUACGCGACAGAUCCAAAGACAGGUAAAAUCGACAUGCAAUUGGUACAAACGGGGAAAUCUGUAAUCCAAAGAAAAUUACAAGAAGAUCUCGCUAGAGAAGUGCUAAGAGUUCUUGGGGAUUACAGUUCAGAUUCCAUGACCUUUAACGAAUUGUCAAGACAAAUCAAUGAACACUCUCAGGAUAGAGUAGAUUCAUCGGAAAUUUCCGAAGCACUUUCAAGGUUACAGCAGGAGGAUAAACUGAUCGUACUGGGAGAAGGUGUUCGGAAGUCUAUUCGUCUAAACAGUCGUGUAUAG